AUCCCAAGAAUGACCUUUCAACUUUCACAAACUUCCCGCGCUUUUCUCCUUCCAGCUGUGAGAAGCUUCGCCAGACGCUGACUCUAGACGACGCAAGCGGUGAAGUUGGAUUUCCGAUUGAAAUACUCGUUGACUUCUUUGGAACUUUAGCAGCGUGAGGACUGAGGUAUGAUGGCAGAGGCACAGGGAUCACAGACAUCACUCGACUUCUGUCACAAUCCACAUGCAGGCGCCCUCUUGCAGGGUUUACAGGAACUGCGAUCUGACAACCUCCUGACAGAUGUUGUCCUUUGUGUCUCAGGAAAAGAGAUUCCGUGCCAUCGAAACGUUCUGGCUGCCUGCAGUGAAUAUUUCCGUGCUAUGUUCUGUAACGGACACCGUGAGAGCAAAGAGCCCAAAGUAACCAUACAUGAAGUUAGCCCUGGUGCCUUGCAGCUUCUUGUUGACUACGCAUACACAUCAAAAGUCACCAUCACACAAGACAAUGCUGUGAAACUGCUAGAAGGGGCAAACUUCUUCCAGAUCCUACCUGUGCGUGAUGCUUGUGUGAGUUUCAUAUCCAACAACCUGAGUGCCAAAGACUGUCUGCAGAUGAUGCACAUAGGCAACAUUCUGUCCUGCCCAGACCUGGAGAACAGAGCAAGGUCGUAUGCCUUAAAGGACUUUGCAACACUCAGCAAAGCACCCGAGUUUCUUUCUUCGACUAAGGGUCAACUCGUCACACUUAUCUCAUCUGAUGACCUCAAUGCUUCAGAAGAAGUUGUGUACACAGCAGUGACGUCAUGGAUCAACCACGACACUGAUGGGAGGAAUGAGGACAUGAAAGAGCUGAUGGAACUGGUCAGGUUCCCCUUCAUGGACAAGCAAUACUUCUUGGAGAAUGUAGAGAGCAACGAGGCCGUAAGGAAGUCUUGUCAGGAUGUCAUGACAGAAGCUCGCAGAUGCCAGCAUUUUCCAAGAGAGAUUGAGUCCCCUCGCACCCGUCCCUGCCAUGCCAGUGGUCUGAGGGAGGCAGUGGUGGUCAUUGGAGGGUUGCUUGAACAUGAAAAUUUAAAUAAGUCCAAAUCCUUCACCAUGACCUGCAAUGCAAAUCCAAAUCCAGUUGAGGUCUAUGACCGAAGACAGAACAAGUGGACUGAAGGUGUUCCUCUCCCACAGCCAAAGAUUCAGCAUGCAGUUGCAGUGUUGGACAGCAGCAUAUAUGUGAUGGGUGGGUAUAAUGAUAAAGACGAGCGAACAGCCACCAUGGACCGCUUCAGCCCAGGAGACUCACAGUGGCAGUCCAUGAGGGACAUGCCUGGUGUAGCUGUAGCUGAUUGCGGUGCGAUUGCCACAGUCCUAAAUGGCCUUAUCUACCUGGCUGGGUUACAGUCAUCCCUUUACUGUUACACUCCCAGUGAAGAUGGUGGUCUCUGGAGUGAGGUAGUAUCACUAUCAGGUGUUCGAGAGGACUGUGGAAUGACUGUAUUUAAGGGGAAGGUUUACUUCUUUGGAGGCUAUGAUGAUACAACUGGUGAAGAAAAUACAGAUGUCAUGUGCCUUGAUCCAGAAAACCAGUCUCUCACUCAUGUAGGAAACAUGGACAAGGCUCUAUGCAACUUUUCUUGCAUCACAAUACUUAAGUAUUCCUGAUGUACAAAGCCACAAGUCACAUUUUGAUUUUGGUACUACAUUGUAUGUUAGCAGCUACAUGAAUAGUCCUACAUUGUUUGACAGAGUGUGUUUCCAUGCCAUAUGAUUCUGUUCCUGUGGCACAUUGACAAGGAAAUGGAAUGAUAUCAAUAGGAGACAACAGGACACAAUGACCCUAGUACAUGACUGUAUGUUUACUGAAGCACCAUUCAGUGUAACUAAGGCCACAACAGGUACAUUUUAUUGAUGACAUCCUCUGCCUGCUACAAAAAUAUUGAGACAGUGCAAAAAAAAAGAACAAGAUUGGUAAAAAAAAAAA
This is a messenger RNA of Branchiostoma floridae (Florida lancelet), 1951 nucleotides long. RefSeq names its product kelch-like protein 24. The transcript has 3 exons. The record is from RefSeq and is a predicted model, not a curated record. Bases 169 to 1632 code for a protein of 487 amino acids. Gene Ontology annotation, molecular function: protein binding. NCBI's taxonomy places the organism in Eukaryota, Metazoa, Chordata, Leptocardii, Amphioxiformes, Branchiostomatidae.